UAACCACGCAGAUUGAUCACGUUAGAUCACCGCGUGCACAGAGCAGUUCCUUGUCUCAGAUAUUUUGCAGCACCGAAAGACUUAAAUUAAUAGGAUACAUUGCAGGUAAAUACAUUGAUGUUUUUUCACUGUAGCGGUUUUCAAAUCGUUUGAAUGAUUCGUUUCGCAAAAGGCGGAGAUAUUUUAUUCUUUACGUUUUUGAAGAGGUAUCAAUCAAUUACCAUACUAUCAUUGAUAAAUUCGGCAAUCAGCCACCGUUAGCUGCCGCUGAAUUAUAUGCUAGAGUGAGGGACGAUACUCCGUCCCUUGUGAUAUGAAUCAUUGCUGGUCGGCGUACAGUGGCUCAAUUCUCUUAACGACAGUAUCGGUAUCGUUAUAACUAUCGUUAUAGAUAUUUCAUAUGGCAAAAAGCUGCGCAGUGACAUCGAGAAGUACAGAUUGAACUCCUGUGCUGCAAUUCUGUAACUCUUAAUGAUACCGAUAUUAUCACUAAGAGUUACAGAAUUGCAGCACUGACUUCCUAAAGAUUCAAGAACGUAUGAAUGUCCUUAGACGUCUCAUAGACGUUCUUUGAUCGUGUGCUAUCUUGAUUAUUGUACUUAAUAUCAUUUUUAUAUGGACAUUUUAUAUUUUAGGAAGAGAAAGGAUUUUAUAGAAGUGUACAUGAUUGUUAUUGACUAGUUGCAAUCGCAUCCUCAAAGAAAUUUACUAUUUUUAGUAAACUGCACAAUAACAGAACGAAGCGAAUAUCAAUAAUUACACAAAUAUAUUAAAUAUCUAAUAUGGUGAAAGUUGAAUGGUCUUGCAUUGUACCAGGCUGUAAAUCUAAUUCAAGAGUCCCUGGUCAUUUUUUCCCCAAAAAUGUCACAUUAUCAUGUAAAUGGAAAGAAGCUAUAAAUAAUGAUAUUAUUUCAAAUGUAUCAGCAGAGGAAUUAAGAAAAUAUCGAAUAUGUCACUUACAUUUCUUGCCUGAAAAUUACAUCUAUUCUCAAAAUCGUCGAAGAUUGAAAUAUGACGCAGUACCUAGUGUAAAUAUAAGUAAUCUCGAAAGAGUAACAGCUGAAAUACAUGAUGCAAAUAUUACUGAUUGUGAACUACAGUCACAAUUGGAGACAAAUGGAUCUGACAAUGAGAUAAGUAGUGAUAGAAAUGAAAUUGCUACAAAUAACUCAACAAGUGCUGAAACAAAUGUGUUACCAAAUAUUGAAAAUGAAUCGAUAAAUGAAACAGUUAAUUGUCCCAGUACACCAAAAACAUCAAGAACUAUACUUGCUUCUAUUACAAGGCAAUUCCAAUUAACACCAAAAGCACAAAAAUAUAUAAGAAAGCUGUAAUGCUAGCAAAAGAAAGAAACCGGAUGAAAGGAAAAAUAAUAA
Molecule: messenger RNA, 1376 nt
Organism: Ooceraea biroi (clonal raider ant)
Lineage: Eukaryota; Metazoa; Arthropoda; Insecta; Hymenoptera; Formicidae
Molecular function (GO): sequence-specific DNA binding
Source: RefSeq, a predicted model, not a curated record